GAUCCUCUAUCUCCAGCUUGGUCCCCAUUAGAUCCUCUAUCUCCAGCUUGAUCCCCAUUAGAUCCUCCCUCCCGUCCCGUCCCUCCCUACCUAACGAUCUCGGUACAGUACCGGAUUUAAGCCAACCCAACCCUGCUUCCUCUCCUAACUCCAAGUAGAAAACUCUGGACACAACACCCAUGAAUCAGUACCUAAUCCCCAUCUGGUAAAAUGCUUAAUCCCGAUCGGUGAAUGAUUGAUUAGAGUAUCUCCAUACCUAUGAUGACUUAGCUAGGUAAGAACUGUAUAUAAAUAGGGGGAGGGAGGGACCUUCCCAUGGAUGCUUUAUCGACCCCGCACUGCAAACUGCAUCGUCAUCCCGCAUCCCGAAGUUGGAAGUUUUUACAAUUGAGCUCGAUACUUGACUGCGACUACAAACAAACACAAACACAAACACAACAAGACUAAAAACAAGAUGUCUCAAUUACUUGGAAAGGAAGUUGGUCCUAUUGGCUAUGGAAUGAUGGGUUUGUCUAUUCCUUUCCAAUUACCAUUUCCAUCGAGCUAAUUAUAUUUACCUAGGCCUUUCAUGGAGACCACAGCCCCAACCGUUGGCAGACUCAAUCAAAGCCCUCAAGAUCGCAUUGGAAUCUGGCUGCAACUUCUGGAACGGCGGUAUCCUCUACGGCACACCCGAAUACAACAGUCUACACAUCAUCAAAGCCUACUUCAAACAAUACCCCGAAGAUGCUUCACGCGUAAUCUUGUCUAUUAAAGGUGGUGUCGAGGCCAAUCUCCACCCUAACGGAGACCCAGAAUUUGUCAAGAAGAAUAUCGAUGAUGCCUUGGUUGUUUUGGAUGGUACUAAGAAGAUUGAUAUCUUUGAGUGCGCGAGGGUUGAUAAGAGAGUCCCUAUUGAGGUUACGCUUAAAGCGCUAGAGGAAUGUGUUCAAGCAGGCAAGAUUGGAGGCAUUUCGCUGAGUGAAGUUUCGGCUGAGACGGUGAAGAGAGCUGUCAAGGUUACGAAGAUUGUGGCUUGCGAGGUGGAGCUCUCGUUGUGGAGUUUGGAUAUCUUUGAGAAUGGAGUUGCGGCUGCUUGCGCUGAAUAUGAUAUACCGAUUGUUGCGUAAGUCUCCCCUUUUCCCCUUGGUUCAAUUUUGUUGCCUUGGGAUUGCAUCGUGUUUACGAGAGAAACUAACGGGAAUAGAUACUCACCUAUCGGACGAGGUAUUCUUUCGGGAGAAAUCAAGAAGCCAGAGGAUAUCCCAGAAGGAGAUUUCCGUCGUAUGCUACCUCGAUUCCAACCGGGUACCUUCCCCAAGAACCUGGGGCUCGUUCACAAGAUUCAAGAUAUCGCCACGAGUAAAGGCGUUACGCCCGCUCAACUCGCCAUCUCCUGGGUUGUCCAUCAAUCCAAGAAGAACGGAAACCCAGUUAUUAUCCCCAUCCCAGGCGCCACAACCGAAUCGCGUAUCUUGGAGAAUGUCAAAUCGAAGGAUGUGAUUUUGAGUGAGAGUGAUGUUGCGGCUAUCGACGAGAUUCUUAAGGGCUUUACACCGACUGGUGGUCGUUAUGGAGGACCUGGUGCUGUGCAUAUGAAUGGCUGAGCUGUUAGUAGUGCUAUUGGCAAUGAUGUACCGUAGUUUGAGGAACUGAUGGUAUGCUCAGAAGUGAUUGUAAUGUAUGAAGAGUUCGACAUUGGCCGAAGCCAUCCGAAUUGCAGAACCCGUGAGGAUAUUCAUCAUAGCAUGGAAGAAGCAGGAGAGAGUAGCUUACCAUGGCUAGUAGUUGAAUGCAGCAUGUCGCAGCCAA
Molecule: messenger RNA, 1791 nt
Organism: Hymenoscyphus albidus
Lineage: Eukaryota; Fungi; Ascomycota; Leotiomycetes; Helotiales; Helotiaceae
Source: the annotation of a GenBank genome assembly